Salvelinus fontinalis (brook trout) is the source of this 4763-nucleotide messenger RNA. RefSeq names its product estrogen receptor-like. Gene Ontology annotation, cellular component: nucleus. The transcript is spliced from 9 exons. Gene Ontology annotation, biological process: steroid hormone receptor signaling pathway; regulation of DNA-templated transcription. Lineage: Eukaryota; Metazoa; Chordata; Actinopteri; Salmoniformes; Salmonidae. Gene Ontology annotation, molecular function: nuclear estrogen receptor activity; sequence-specific DNA binding; DNA-binding transcription factor activity. The record is from RefSeq and is a predicted model, not a curated record. Bases 2801 to 4090 code for a protein of 429 amino acids.
UGGCAAGAGUUAAUUAUCUGUCUGAAUGUGUGUGGCUCGGAUAGCUGUACUGUACCUAGGUGAUCAAAUCACAUUUUAUUUGUCACAUGCGCCAAAAUACAACAGUGAAAUGCUUACUUACAUUUUUUUUUAAAUAACUUUAAAUAACUUUAUUUAUACAGGUUUUUCUCAUUGAGAUAACACCUCUUUUCCAAGAGAGACCUGGUCCAAUAGCAGCAGUGGGAUCAACUGUUUCAGACAAAACAAACGGGGCGGCAGGGUAGCCUAGUGGUUAGAGCGUUGGGCUAGUAACCGAAAGGUUGCAAGUUCAAAUCCCCGAGCUGACAAGGUACAAAUCUGUUGUUCUGCCCCUGAACAAGGCAGUUGUUCCUAGGCCAUCAUUGAAAAUAAGAGUUUGUUCUUAACUGACUUGCCUAGUUAAAUAAAAAAAAAUGUUAAAAAUGUAAGUCGCUCUGGAUAAGAGCGUCUGCUAAAUGACUUAAAUGUAAACUUACAUACACUAACACAACAUUAAACAAAACUAUAAACACACAUACAGUACACAAAACAUUUGACGUUAAAAACACGAAAGUCUUUGACUAAAAACAGCUGGCCUAAAGACAAUUACACUCUUCUAUGAUUAUAUACACCGAUCGAGUGUUUAAACUCCACCAACGAAACUAGAUCAUCAAAUUUUUAAAUGUUCAGGACAGUAUUCCAGGACCACGGAGCUAAGUAACUGAAAUUAUUUCUACCAUGACCUGUUCUAAUUUUUGGUACUGUUAGAAGCAAAUGAGAAUGGGACCGUAAUUUAUAUUUAUUUACCGACCUGAUUAAAAAAGAACAGAGAUAAAAUGGCAUUUUACCCAAUCUGGCCAUAUAAAUCAGUGGCUACCAGUGUUUAAGCCGACGCAAGGUCCAUGACGACCAUCCAACAGCGCUGUAGAGAUCACAAUGAUGUGUUAGACGUACUUACAAGCCCUCGUAAGUAAUGUGUAAGAGAGAGUGAGAUCAGUGACCCUAUUCCACUCCAUUUGAUCUGAAUGUUCGUUAGAGUUAGUGUUAACUCUUGGGAUGUUAGUUUUAGCAGUGUUGUUUGGACAGUGCGUUGCUGACUAUGUAGUGUCGUUCAACAGCUACUGUGUCCCUGUGUUUUUUUUUCUUCUUCACCAGACCACUAAUUAUGUAAUUGUCAUGGAGCAUUUCAAUAAAGAAAUGCCCUGUCCCAUAUGAUAUGAUUGCUUGGAGAGAAAUAGAGUGAUAGUCUACAUUGAUUGACAUAGAUUGAGUUUAGGUUUAGUCUUGUUCUAAUUGUUCGCUUCAAUUAUUUGACUGUCCUUACUCCACAUUAACAAUAUGUAUUUGUCUUCCUGUGAUCACAUUUUGUUAUUUGUCUCAGUGUACUUUCGUUUCUCUAGCAUCCUCUAGGUAGUCUGACAAACAAUGACAGUCAGACAAAAUAAAUACUUUCAAACUAAACAUGUACUCAGGACUUCACCUUUUCAAUAAUGUUUUGUCCUCAAAGCAGGGUAUUAUGCUCAUUAGAUGUGACAGUACUGUGCUGGGUUAGUUUCAUUUAAAAGUAAAACAUUCAUUAUCAGAAGGGAAAUAUUUAGGCUGUUGAAAAGCCUUAGCUACGGAGCUCUAAUUCCUCAGAUUAGCGAUUUUGCUGGAGACCUUGAGAAAAGAACAAUAUGUAAGAACAACAAAAGUACACACGUACAGUUCAUUCCCUGAAUGAGGCGGAGACAGAUUUAGUUCCUGGGGGGAUAGUAGAUGAAUCCAAGUUGCUGCUGUUAGCAAAAAUUGGCUUGAGGGAUUGAGGGGCUCGAUGGUGUUGUCAACCUCAACAAGACGAAGCUGCUAUUCCUCCUGGGGAAGGCCUGCCCGCUCCAAGACCUCUAUCACAAUUGACAAUUCUACGAUGUCAACUUCCCAGAGUGCAAAAAACUUUAGUGACCCUGGACAACACCCUGUCAUUCUCUGAAAACAUCCAAGCAGUGACUCGCUUCUGGAAGCUCAUGCUCUACAACAUCCAUAGAGUACGGACUUUUCACACAGGCAGCGGUACUUGUCAUCUCCCGUCUGUUCUACUGCAUCUCUGUUUGCUGGGCUCCCCGCCUGUUCCAUCAAACCCCUGGAAUUUAUCCAGAACGACGCAGCCCACUUAGUGUUCAACCUUCCCAAGUUCUCCCAUGGCACCCCUCUCCUCCGCACACUCCAUUGGCUUCCAGUCAAAGCUUGCAUCCACUACAAGACCAUGGUGCUUGCCUACGGAGCAGCAAGAGGAACUGCCCCUCCCUACCUUCAGGCUAUGCUCAAACCCUACACCCCAACCCCGAGCACUCCGUUCUUCCACCUUUGGUCUCCGGGCCGUCCCACCCCUACAGGGGGUCAGUGCCCUCUUAGCCCAGUCGAACGUCUUCUCUGUCCUGGCACCCCAAAGGUGGAAUGAGCUUCCCCCUGAAGCUAGGACAGUAGGUCUGAAUCCCUACCUCUUCAAAGAGUAUCUUAAAUAAGACAUCCCUUAUCCCCACCCCCGUUGUAUGAAUUUAACAUGUACUUUUGUUUUCCUACUAGCACUAACUUUGCUGAACUUCUUAUGUGAGGAAGAAUGUACAUGAACACGACUGUGAUGUAGUUCUCACCCAGCUACAGAAUCUUAAGAUGAAUGCUCUAACUGUCGAGUGUGGUAGCCAAUCAGCACUCAGUGUCCCAAGAGGAGCUCAGCAGCGCCUCCGACAGGCAGGAGCCUUACACUGUGGCGGAGUCAGUGUCAGGAUCAGGGCCAGGGCCAGGGCCAGGGGUAGGAGUGUUUGAGAUGGCCAAGGAGACUAGGUACUGUGUGGUCUGCAGUGACUAUGCCUCUGGGUAUCACUACGGAGUUUGGUCCUGCGAGGGCUGCAAAGCCUUCUUCAAAAGGAGCAUCCAAGGUCACAAUGACUACAUGUGCCCUGCGACCAACCAGUGUACCAUCGACAGGAACCGUAGGAAGAGCUGCCAGGCGUGCCGCCUCAGAAAGUGUUACGAAGUGGGCAUGAUGAAAGGAGGCUUGCGAAAGGAUCGCGGUGGGCGGGUUCUCCAGAGGGAUAAGAGGCGUGGUGGCCCUGCUGGUGACAACAGUGUCCAGGAGCACAGCAAAGCGCCCCCUCAGGAUAGUAGCAGGAACAGCAGCUUCGGUGGUGGAGGAGGAGGAGAAGGGCGGCUCAAGAUUGCCAUGCCUCCUGAACAGGUGCUGUUCCUGCUGCAGGGUGCGGAGCCUCCAGCCCUGUGUUCUAGUCAGCAGUUGGGCCGUCCCUACACAGAGAUCACCAUGAUGACCCUGCUCACCAGCAUGGCUGACAAGGAGCUGGUGCACAUGAUCACCUGGGCUAAGAAAAUACCCGGUUUCCAGGAGCUGUCUCUCCAUGACCAGGUGCAGUUGCUUGAGAGUUCCUGGCUGGAGGUGCUGAUGAUCGGACUCAUUUGGAGGUCCAUCCCCAGCCCUGGGAAACUAAUCUUCGCCAAGGACCUGAUACUGGACAGGAGUGAAGGGGACUGUGUGGAGGGCAUGGCUGAGAUCUUUGACAUGCUCCUGGCCACUGUGUCUCGCUUCCGCAUGCUCAAACUAAAGCCUGAGGAGUUUGUGUGUCUCAAAGCCAUCAUCUUGCUUAACUCUGGUGCCUUCUCCUUCUGUUAUUACUCUGUGGAGUCCCUCCACAACAGCCCGGCGGUGCAAAGCAUGUUGGACAACAUCACUGACGCUCUCAUCCACCACAUCAGCCAAUCGGGAGCCUCGGUGCAGCAGCAGUCCAGACGGCAGGCCCAGCUCCUGCUCCUGCUCUCGCACAUCAGACAUAUGAGCAACAAAGGCAUGCAGCACUUGUACAGCAUGAAGUGUAAGAACAAAGUGCCACUGUAUGACCUGCUCCUGGAGAUGCUGGACGCUCACCGGAUCCACUCCCCAGGCAAGGUGGCCCAAGCCUGGGGACAGGCCAAGGGGGAGCCCCUCUCUACCAAAGGCUCCAGCAUAGGACCCAAGCAAGGCAACCAAGAUACCCAGCUCAGAAGCCCCGGCCCUGGGGUACUCGAGUAUGGCACUACACGCUCUGACCAGAGCCCCAUUCCAUGAUGAAAUAUAGAAAGAGGUAUUUGUAGAUAUGGAAGAUGUAAAAGUCCUUCCAGUCGAUAUAGUAUAUGUAGAGAAAUAUUUAGACAUUUGUGGAGGUGAGAGUAGAUAGAAAAUAUACAUGAAUUUGUUAUUUGUAAUAUUCGUUUAUAAUUUAUGAUUUAGCAGAGAUCCGUUGAAUGUUUAGAAACGUUCGCAUUUUGUGCUGGCUCACUACGGACUGAAAUGUGCUCCGUCUCACCAGAUGUUGCCUUUCACAACAUUUAGAAACUUUUGAGUGAAGUGUUUUCUGUGGCUUUAGCAGCAAUUUCACCUUUGUGCAGCUUCAUAUAGUGUAGCGCACUGUUAGCAGCGUAGACUCUUGAUAGAGAGCAGCUAGUCAAUGUUGAUCAAUGCAUUAUACCCCGUGAACGUGAGCUUUGCUUGCCUUGACCAAAUGUCCCUGUAAACUAAGCUAACAUAUGGAAUUGUUUUAAGAUGGUCAUACCAAGGAUCAUUUAGCUAUUUGAUUUUGAAUUUUAGAACCCCUUAAAGUAUCAAAAAAUAGAUAAAGAAUUAUUGGAUGAAAUGUUGAAUUUGGCAUUACUGCUAUUAGCCAAUAGAAAUGCAUUGAAUAACAGAUUCACUACAUGGAACAACAGAUAGUACCCAUUAAAAUAUCAAAAGGAAGUUUGUA